Linnemannia hyalina is the source of this 2790-nucleotide messenger RNA. The record is from the annotation of a GenBank genome assembly. NCBI's taxonomy places the organism in Eukaryota, Fungi, Mortierellomycota, Mortierellomycetes, Mortierellales, Mortierellaceae.
AUGGCGAAGAAACACAACUCGCCAAAAAAGUCAAAGCAGAAGAACAACAACCAGGGCGGCGUUAGUAUCACCAACCCAGCGGUAUUCUCACCCCAGGAUGGAUCGACAUCACCACAAAUAAAUGAGAACGACAGCAGCGGUGGUCUCCUUCGCUCGACUUCUUUCGCUUCCUCCCACGCGUCGCUGUCUUCCUUGACCGACUUGGACCAUGAGCCGUCAGGACCAUUGGCCGAGGCUAAACAGCAGCUUUCGUCCUCAGAGAAGACCAAGAAGCCAUCGCCCGCGGUGACCGCUCGCCAAUCUCGCCUUUCUCAAAUGCAGCGCCAGUCCCAGGAGACAGAAGGCGAUGAUCUGUGGUCGUGGAUUACUGCGACACAUCCCUCUGUGCCUUCUCCUCGUUCUGCUCCCACCAGUUUGGACCCCGCCUCUAAACAUCAGCAUCAGAAUGACGAUGACGGGACUCAAGAAAGGAAGCAGGCAAAGUCAUCGUGGUAUGAGACUCAACGACAAGAGUCCUUGCGCCUUCGUGGUCGAGACUGGGUUACGCUGAGUGCGCUCACAGUCGCAACCAUGUCGGUCCGUCUCUGGCGCAUGGAUGCGUCUCCCGCUGAGGUCGCCCUGGAUGAGGCUUACAUCGGGAAGUACGUGAAUGGGUACUUGAACAAGGCGUUCACAUACGACAUCCACCCUCCUCUGGGGAAGAUGCUCCUGGCCGGGAUCAGCUCUCUUUCUGGAAAGUAUGACGGAUCCUUUCCUUUCGAAGAAGUUGGCGAUGCAUUCGGUAACAAGGUGCCGUUCCUGGCUAUGCGCACAGCGGUGGCUGUCAUGGGAGCUCUCUGUGCACCCGUGGCCUAUAUUACCCUCAGGAACAAAGGCCAGAGCGCCCCCACUGCCAUCCUGGCCUCCCUCCUCGUCGCCUUCGCCAUGUCGACCAAACUGCCGGGAAUUUUGACUGUUCUCACCAUGGGUAUCCUUGCAGGAUGGGAUAUGUGGGGUCUCAUCGCAGACGAGUCCGUCAGCUCUUCCAACCAACCCUACUAUGGUACCUCUGUCCACGGCGACUACGACUUCACCCUCCUCACCCCAUCCUUCCGUCACUCCCUCCAAUCCCCCUAUAUCGAGGAUCGACAGGAACCUGUCUGGAGCGACAUAGUCUUUGGAUCCGUCAUCCAGCUCCAAUCUGAAUCCCAGCCCCCAUGGGAUCUGUUGGAGGAUUCUGUACCCGGUGGGGAGGGGAGAGUUGAGUUGUCAUGUUUGAAGGAUGCCGCUGUUCUUUCGAGCUCUAUUUGGCGCUUUUCCAUGAACGAUCAUGACUACCCACUCUAUUUUUCCAUCCUCCUCGCCUGCACCAUCCUCUCGGGAAUCAUGCGCCUGUCCACCAUGUCCCGCUUCACUCGUGCUGGCAUAUACCUCUCCCUCUCCCUCAUCGUCAUUUCGGCAUUCAUCCAACUGUCGCCACUGACAUACGGCACACUUAUGUCCCCCGAAAAGUGUGCCGCCCUUGCGACGAAAAUUAACCCAAAGAAGAUCCCCGACCCCCGGUACGCCGGCGUCGCAAAGGGGACACCUAUCCCCUUAAUCCAACCAACACUAAAACUCACCUGCAUGACUUGGUCCCAACACCUCUCCACAACCCCCCUCCCCCCUACCAACACAUCCGCCCCCGAAACCUUUUCCGAAUUCAAGACCCGAACCGAACUCCUCGUCCCCAAACCCAUCCCUCGGAAACGGUCCCCCGUCCUGGAGAGUAUCUUCCCAGAUAAGGAGAUGGCGUUGCCGAUGGAGAAGGUGUUUAUGACGCCAUCUGAGGCGAAGGAGGAGAAGGCAAAGACAGAGAAAGUGAGGGUUGAGAAGGAGCGACAGGAGACAACCGCCGCGGAGGAGGAGCAACAGCGGUACCAGGAGGAGUUGAAAGUUUUAUUCGGAGAGCAGUCACGCUUCCAGCAAAUCGAGGCAGAGAAACAACGCAAGGCUGAAGCGGUCGCGGAGGAGCUCUUCAAGGAGGCCGAGACAAAGAAAGCCGCCCACAAGGCCCAACAGGAGCAAGAAGAAUCUGGACGCCAACGAUUUCACCGCCAAAAAGUGGCCUUUGUGGCCUUUGACGCCGCUGCCAAGGCUGCCGAGGUCGCUGCUGCCUCCAAGGUUGCAGAACACGCUGAGAACAAGAAGAAGGUUCAUGAGCAGGAGCAGAGGGAGCAAGCCAAAGUCAAGGCCGGCGAGCAAGCCGAGCCAUCAAGAGAAAAACUGGAUCAAGAUUUCAAGUUUAAGCGAGGAAAUGCGAACGAGUCGAUCCCGAAGGAGAUGCGGAUGGUUGCAGCUCUGAUGCCGGCGGCGGGAGAGUUGGGUGGCGUCGGCAAGCAGGUGUUCGAUCAACAGCAACAACAACACAAUAAAUCUCAUACAGGAACAGGAUCUGCAGCGAAACCAGCUCAGCCCAUCAAAAAGGCACCACCAACAAAGCCCGCAAGACAAGCACAGAAGGCACCACCACCAGCCGGAAACGUCGAGAGCGUCGAGAACCUCAUCACUGUCCUCCAACAGGCCCAAAAAGACACCGACUCCAAACCCGCACCCCACCACUGUCAGCAACCAUCAAUCCCAAAGGAGCUCCUGGACGAGAUCACAGGACUAGAGAAAAUGACGAACGACCGGGAGGCGUCCCCUGAGGAGCUAUUGGACCAGUUGGGAGGGCUCGUGAAUGUGAUGGCGAAGCAGCAGAUGAAUCUGGGGAUUGGGGCGGGGGAUUUGGGCAAGUUACAGGCGGAGUUGGAGAAUUUGGUGAGAUCUUGA